AUGGACGAUGUAAUUGAUCCAAAUGACCACGAAACCUUUCACAAGAGUCAACAUGCAAUUGCUCAGCUUAAUGAACUUCAAGUAUGCCGUAGACUUGCUGUGCUAGAACAACAGCGUCACAAAAGAGAGGAAGAAUGGUCAUACCUUAAAGAUCUCAAGAAAAUUGUGCCGCAUAUCGAUAUUACUAAAGAUUCAACUGACGACCAGUACCGAUGGGAGUUUUCAAAGAACUUGAUGAUGUCUGAAUGGAUGAUGGAGGAACCGGAUGACCUUGAAGACUUCUUACUAGUUCCAUGUCCAAAAGGAACACGAUCAACAUUAAUUCAUGAAUUGCCACCUGAUGAACCGGUUGGAUUCCUACGACGGCCAAAAUUUUUGGAAAAAAAGCCUCAUUAUGCGAAGCUUUAUUCCAAGACAGGACAUAAGUUACUGGAAGUGAAGACCAACAUCCCACCAGACACGAUCCUUGACUGCUUCUAUGUCAAGAAGAUUAAAACAAUUUACAUCCUUGACUGUAUGAAGUAUGAUGGACGAGACUUGACGAAUUGUGACACAGCAUUCAGGAGGUACUGGAUUGGAAGCAAAUUCUAUGAAUGCAGGCUUGGAGUCAUUGACAUUCGAGUACCAAAAAAUGAACUAAAACUUGAUUUUCUUGAAGGAUUUGAAUUUAAGCAGCCACAUCGAGUUCAUCAUUGUUUUCAGCGCAUGCCAUACUUUCAUGACUUUGCGGAACUUGAUGGAUAUUUGUUCUAUCACAAAGAUUGUUCCUAUACACCUGGUGAAUCACCACUAGUUCUGUGGCUGUUUCCAUUCAUGAUUGAUGAAGUUUUGACGAUGUUUAGAGUUCAUAAGGACUACAAUACCUUUAAGCCUGACAACUACACAAAUUAUAUUGAAUUUAUUGAGAAGUUUAAUGUCAAAAAAGAGGAAAAGAAUAAAAAGAGAUUCAAGAACAAGAAAAAGAAUCAGGAAGAUGAAAAAGAUAAGAAUCAAGUUGGAUCGCCUAAUGAGAUCAGCUUUGAGGACAAUCAACCUUGCGGAAGUAAAAGAAUUCUGAAAAAGAAUGACAGAUUUGAUGAAGAUUUGGUAAAGUAA
Molecule: messenger RNA, 1095 nt
Organism: Chironomus riparius
Lineage: Eukaryota; Metazoa; Arthropoda; Insecta; Diptera; Chironomidae
Source: the annotation of a GenBank genome assembly